AUGCAUACUCUUUUCUUUCUUCUCUUUUAUGGUGAUAAAUUAAUCGCGGUGAGAAAUAAUGUUAUAGGAAGUGCUCCAAAUUUAGCAGAACAUUAUAAAACUUAUUUUCGAAGAUCGAAGACGUUAAUAAUACCGGUUCCUACCAUGUACAUAACACUGCUGCGGCAACACUGGAAGUAUUUCACUCUUCCGAUUCCGGAGCGAUUCUGGAAACAGUUGCAAAUAUCACAAGCAGAGCUAUACACGAUAGUCCAAGCAGAAAGAAAUUACAACAUCGUAAUUUAUAACUUCAAUAACAUUGGAUAG
Brugia malayi is the source of this 306-nucleotide messenger RNA. RefSeq lists its product as uncharacterized. The record is from RefSeq and is a predicted model, not a curated record. The coding region runs from base 1 to 306 and encodes 101 amino acids. The transcript has 2 exons. Lineage: Eukaryota; Metazoa; Nematoda; Chromadorea; Rhabditida; Onchocercidae.